Messenger RNA from Ogataea angusta, 477 nucleotides. RefSeq lists its product as uncharacterized. The transcript has a single exon. Gene Ontology annotation, molecular function: zinc ion binding. Bases 1 to 477 code for a protein of 158 amino acids. The record is from RefSeq and is a predicted model, not a curated record. NCBI's taxonomy places the organism in Eukaryota, Fungi, Ascomycota, Pichiomycetes, Pichiales, Pichiaceae.
AUGGUCUCUCACUUGUUUGUUUCUGGAGAAUUGAAUGGGGUCACAGGCCUGAAGCCUGUUGAGAACCCUCCCUUUGAGUACAGAUUCAAGAUCCAGUGUACUGCAUGUCGCGAGGAGCACGACAAAGAGAUCAGCAUUAAUUUGCUUGAGAAGCACGAAAUACAGGGGAGUAGAGGGGAGGCCAACUUCGUGUUCAAGUGCAGUUUCUGUGGCAAGCAGUCAAAUGUCGAGAUCUCGCUACCCAAAAACUACACUGGGUUGACGCAGGAUUCUAAAAGGGCAGUGAUACUGGACAUUGAAGCACGAGGGGUCGACCUGGUGGAGUUCAUACCUGUCGGCAAUUUCGAGUGCGUCUCUGAGCACGGCACCAAGUUUACGGAGGUGGACAUCAGCGAGGGCGAGUGGUACGAUUAUGAUGAUAAUGCAGGAGCAGAGGUGAGCAUCACAGAUCUGAAGUGGGAGAUAGCCAAGAAGUAA